Messenger RNA from Lotus japonicus, 1345 nucleotides. RefSeq lists its product as uncharacterized. Gene Ontology annotation, cellular component: nucleolus; 90S preribosome. Bases 191 to 943 code for a protein of 250 amino acids. NCBI's taxonomy places the organism in Eukaryota, Viridiplantae, Streptophyta, Magnoliopsida, Fabales, Fabaceae. Gene Ontology annotation, biological process: maturation of SSU-rRNA from tricistronic rRNA transcript (SSU-rRNA, 5.8S rRNA, LSU-rRNA). The record is from RefSeq and is a predicted model, not a curated record. The transcript has 10 exons.
CAGUCUUACAAGUAGCAACCCAACCAAACCCGUUUUCCAACCUCUUCACCUUUGAUCCGCUGCGCAGUCACCUCCGCCGUGCCGCACGUCGUCGCCGGAGUCCUCUGUUGUGGUUCUCUUCUUCUGUAUCUACCUUUUCCAUCGAUACGCUACCCAGUGUUCGCUUCUUCUUCUGGUUUCUCGCAAAGACAUGGCUCAGAAACACAGAAGCAAAAUCCCAGUCUCCGAACCCCAACACGAGGAAACUGAAACAGACGAAUCUGCUUCUUCUAUUUCAUCAGAGGAUGAGGAAGAGGAUGAGAUUGAGAAGGAGCUAGCUGAUGUUACAUUUGAGGAGUUGCAGAAAGCACGCUCAAAUGGGGCACAUGCAUUUUUCCAGAAACCCAAAAAGGACCAAAGUUUGAAAAGGGCUAACAAGAAUAGGCCAAUGGAGGUUAGUUGCAAGAAGCCUGUUCCUGUUUUUAGAGAGGUCAUCCAAGCUCCUAAGAAGGUUAUACGUGAUCCACGAUUUGAAUCCCUUUGUGGUAAUCUUGACACUGACGGGUUCAAACAAAGAUACAAUUUUUUAUAUGAAGAUGUUCUUCCUGCUGAAAAACAGGCUCUUAAAAAGGAUCUGAAAAAAUACAGAGAUCCUAAGCGGACAAAUGAAAUAGAAGAACGUCUAUCAUGGGUUGACAAACAAUUGAAGUCUGGUUCAGCAAAGAAUAUUGAUGCAGAGAUAUUGGCUAAGCACAAGAAGAAAGAGAGAGAAGCAGCAAAGCAUGGAAAACGUCCUUAUUAUAUCAAGAAAUCUGAUAUCCGGAAGCAAAAGCUUAUUGAAAAAUAUAAUGAGCUCAAGGCAUCUGGCAAACUUGAAGCAUUUCUUGAGAAAAGGAGGAGGAGAAAUGCUGCAAAGGACCAUAGAUAUAUCCCAUAUCGCAGACCUGGUGACAAUGUGGAGUAAGGUGUCAGCUUUAAGGUUCUUUUGUAGGCUGGUUAUUCUGGAAUAUAGCAUCAAAGAGAUUCCCGGUAUAUAGAUUUUGUCUUCCAUCUGUGGGUUUUACUGAAUAAUAAUCCUUGUUGAAUACCCAAAAAGAUGUUGUAUUUGUUGAGUGAGUGUACUGUUGUUACUCUGCAAGAUUCAUCACUAAGAUAGGAAACCUAUGCUUGGGAUCAAGGUGGAAAACUGAGCUUGGAGAGAUGCCACUAGCUACAAAGCAAACUACUGAUUUUCUGUCAUGUUGUGCAGACAAGGUUUUUGCUAUUAUCGUAGGUCUCUUGUUUUAGUGAAUGGUGAUUCUGGUUGACUAUUUUAUGAAUAUGCUCGUCUUUAUUCAAGCAAUAUGAACAUUAUAUUUUAGAGCCA